AGACACCGGGUACGUACGAAACUGACGUGACGUCACUUUAGUCGCCGUUUUCUAUUGUCGCUAGUGAGACUCCGAGAAAGCAACAUAAUUAACUAAAAUGGCCGAAAACGACGUUGAGCAAGAGCUGUUGGACUACGAGGAGGAGGAACAUGACGCCACGCAGGAGGCCGGGGGUGAUGCGACCACCCAGGUGGUGGCCAAAAAAGACGUGAAAGGCACGUACGUGUCCAUCCACAGCUCCGGGUUCCGCGACUUCUUAUUGAAGCCAGAGUUGCUCCGGGCCAUCGUGGACUGUGGCUUUGAGCAUCCCUCAGAAGUUCAACAUGAGUGCAUUCCGCAAGCCAUCCUGGGCAUGGACGUCUUGUGCCAGGCCAAGAGCGGUAUGGGCAAGACAGCUGUCUUUGUUCUCUCCACUCUGCAGCAGUUGGAGCCUGUCUCUGGUCAGAUUGGUGUACUUGUCAUGUGCCACACCCGCGAGCUGGCCUACCAGAUCAAGAAAGAGUACGACCGCUUCUCCAAGUACAUGAAGGACAUGCAGGACAAAGUGGCCGUCUUCUUCGGCGGGCUGAGCAUCCAGAAGGACAUGCAGCGGCUCAAGACGGACCCGCCGCACAUCGUGGUGGGCACGCCGGGCCGCCUGCUGGCCCUGGUGCGCAACAAGUCCCUCAACCUCAAGAACGUCAAGCACUUCAUCCUGGACGAGUGCGACAAGAUGCUGGAACAGCUAGACAUGAGGAAAGACGUGCAGGAGAUCUUCCGUUCUACGCCCCACGAGAAGCAAGUCAUGAUGUUCAGCGCUACACUCAGCAAAGAGAUCCGCCCAGUCUGCAAGAAGUUCAUGCAAGACCCCAUGGAGGUGUACGUAGAUGACGAGACCAAGUUGACCCUGCAUGGUCUGAUGCAGUACUACGUCAAACUGAAGGACAACGAGAAAAACCGCAAGCUGUUUGACCUGCUGGAUGUUCUGGAAUUCAACCAGGUGGUGAUCUUCAUCAAGAGUGUGCAGCGCUGCAUGGCUCUCUGCCUACUCCUGGUGGAGCAGAAUUUCCCUGCCAUCAGCAUCCAUCGCGCUAUGCAGCAGGAGACAAGGUUACAAAACUACAAGCUGUUCAAAGAUUUCGAGAAGCGUAUCUUGGUGUCCACCAACCUGUUUGGCCGAGGCAUGGACAUUGAGAGAGUCAACAUCGUCUUCAACUACGACAUGCCUGAAAACUCGGACACCUACCUUCACAGGGUUGCCCGUGCUGGCCGUUUUGGCACCAAGGGUCUGGCCAUCACCUUCGUCUCGGACGAGAACGACGCCAAAAUCCUGAAUGACGUGCAAGACCGCUUCGAGGUCAACAUCACAGAACUCCCCGAAGAAAUUGACAUGGCCUCCUACAUUGAACCUGACAGAUUCCAGUGAUCUGCAAGCAAGUUCCGAGCGGUUCGUCAGCCUUGUGAUCUGAAAUUCUCCUGGACAAGACUUGGCAAAUCUGUGGGAGGGAAAGUCUUGCUGAAACCUAUCUGAACCUUUUUCGAGCCAGUAAUCUCCAACACGGUGCCAAGCUAGUUCAAAACCAGUGGAUUAAACGUUAAAUAUCAAUCAUCAACAUUCCAAGUUGGUUGGCUUUUCGUGGAUCUGUGAACUUCAAAAAUCAAUGAGUUUGCAUCAGUUGCGAAAAGUCAAUCUAAGCCCGUUUAGAAUUUGAGAGAAAUUUUUGAAGAGAGUAGUGGGCUUGAGGUUGCUUAAACCGGUUUGUUCCUCCAGUAUGCAGUUUGAACUGGUUCUCACUGUUAAAGGGCCACUUUUUAGGGCGGAUUUUUUAAAAUGUAUUUUGACCAUAACUCCAUAAUUCGACUUCAGUGUAUAAAUCCAGACAAAGACCUUGAACACUUGUGAAUAAUUUCAUGGCUAAUGCUUGGCCUAUUUUAAUGAGGUUGCAUUUUCACUGGACUUUGAGUAUUUUAACAUCCAAAGAAACCCCUGUUGAGAGAAAAAAACCCAUGAAAUUAGUUAUAUUAAAGAAAGAUGUGGUUGAACAAACAUUAAAAAAAACAUUAAUGUAAUGCAGAUGGGUUUCAUGCUUUUAAACUUUUAUUUUUUUCUUUUUGUCAUGUACAUGUAGUUACUAUUCUCUGUACAUAUUGAUGUUAGUGUUUUAGCUUUUAAAGUGAUUUUGAAUGACACAUGAUUUUUUUUCCUUCCGUGCUGCCAUAACUCAGAGAUACUUAACAUAUACAUUGACCGAAGUACAUAUGCAGACUACAGUAAUUUGACAAUCUCAUUGAAAUUCUGACAUUGCUUGAACCUAUACACGUGGCCGUGUAUGCUGUGUUCCAACAGGCCAUGAUUCAAGUGUUAAGCAGUUGUAGCAGCCUGUAUUUUUUAUGAAGUCAGAUAUUGUUAUAAAAUAAAUAGCUGCCGAGUACCUUUUUCCUCAACAAUUCAAGAAUUAUUUUGUCUGUGGCAAAAAGAGUUUAAUUGUAAAAAAAAAAUGGCUGUUGAAUUCAACAUUGUGAUAGUUUUGUCAAUAAUUUUGUUCAAUAUUGUAGCACAAAAAAGUGUUCAAAUGUAAGCUGUUUCAUUGGAAAAAUCAUGUACAUGUACUUCAAAGGUCAGCCUUUUUUUUUUACCUUUUCAUUUCCAGUUUUAUGGAUACCCCAAGGGUUUAGUUUCGUUCGAAAGUGCAUUUUAUAUGUGUUCAAUUAUGGGAAUUAAAUAAAUAGUGUUGUUUUAAGACUGGG
Molecule: messenger RNA, 2727 nt
Organism: Patiria miniata (bat star)
Lineage: Eukaryota; Metazoa; Echinodermata; Asteroidea; Valvatida; Asterinidae
Product: spliceosome RNA helicase DDX39B-like
Exons: 10
Coding region: 98-1405 (435 amino acids)
Biological process (GO): mRNA splicing, via spliceosome; mRNA export from nucleus
Molecular function (GO): RNA helicase activity; ATP binding; RNA binding
Source: RefSeq, a predicted model, not a curated record